This is a messenger RNA of Xenopus laevis (African clawed frog), 3010 nucleotides long. RefSeq names its product enhancer of zeste 1 polycomb repressive complex 2 subunit L homeolog (gene ezh1.L). Gene Ontology annotation, biological process: heterochromatin formation; chromatin remodeling. The record is from RefSeq and is a predicted model, not a curated record. NCBI's taxonomy places the organism in Eukaryota, Metazoa, Chordata, Amphibia, Anura, Pipidae. Gene Ontology annotation, cellular component: ESC/E(Z) complex; nucleus. The transcript has 22 exons. Bases 359 to 2752 code for a protein of 797 amino acids. Gene Ontology annotation, molecular function: histone H3K27 trimethyltransferase activity; histone methyltransferase activity; histone H3K27 methyltransferase activity.
CAUGUUACAUAACAUGUAGUGUUUUAUUGGAGGGGUAUGCCCUGCAGGAGGUGAAAAGUACUGUGAAUGUGAUAGCUGGAGCACAAACUGCAGCUUCACUAACAGCCAUGAGCAGCACACGCAGUCAGAUUAGGCUCAAAGAAGGGAGACGGGGCGGGACGUGAGCUGCUAUUGCACAGAACUGAUUGUCACUCACACUUAUGACCACUUCCUGUGAGAAAAUGACAAGACAUGCCCAGCCCUCACUUCAGCCUACACACUGAGCAGAGAGGAUCUCUGAAAUAAUGACAGAUUUAAGAGCAUUUUGUUGGCAAUAGGAAUCUGAUAUAAAACGAACUAUUGAGGGCACAUAUAGCCCAUGAUGCAUUCUGUCACCCCCAAGGAUUGCUCUACCAUCCUACACAGCACAAUGGAGCCUCCAGACCCGAAGUACACUAAAACUUUGAUUUGUUGGAAAAAAAGAGUGCGUACGGAAUACAUACGGCUGCAGCAGCUGAAACGUUUUCAGUCCAACACAGCAGCUAGGGUGUUUUAUGUAGAAAACUUGACAAAGGCGCAAGAAAGGGCAAAGCUUUUAAAUGAAGACUGGAAGAAAUUAAGGGUGCAGCCCAUUCAAAUGAUGAAACCUACAAGUGGCCACCCAUUCUUGAAAAAGUCCACAGUAGAAAGCAGUUUCCCUGGUUUUGCCGUCCAGACCAUAUUUAUGAGAUCUUUAAACACCGUGGCUUUAGUGCCCAUCAUGUAUUCAUGGUCACCCCUGCAGCAGAAUUUCAUGGUGGAAGAUGAGACUGUUUUAUGUAAUAUUCCUUACAUGGGUGAUGAAGCCAAGGCAGAGGAUGAGACCUUUAUUGAGGAACUGAUCAAUAAUUAUGACGGCAAAGUGCACGGAGAAGAAGAAUUAGACUUGAAAACAGCUGUCUUAUCAAGUCCUCGAUUACAUGACCGUGAGCGGUUAUUCAGGUUUGGCCAGUCCUUCUCCUGGGGACAAAAUAGUACCAUCAAAACAGGUUCUGGUCUACUGGAUGAUUCUUCCUUCCUAGAGCUUAUGGAAGCUCUUCUUCAGUACACAGAGGAUGAAGAGUCAAAGCUUAGUCCGCCUACUGAAGGAAAAGGAGAGGAAGUAAAGGAAGAGGGUCCCAUGACCAGGAAGAGGAAACGCAUUGCUGAAGAGGGUAGCAAGAUAGUCUGUAGAAGCCUUCUGCCAAACGACCUGAUCUUCACUGCAAUAUCAGCUGUGUUUCCAGAGAGAGGCUUUCCUGAAGAAGUAAAAAAACGGUACAAAGAACUGACAGAAGUAUAUGAUCCUCACGCAUUGCCUCCCCAGUGUACUCCUAACAUUGAUGGACCAUGUGCCAAAUCUGUGCAAAGGGAGCAGUCUCUUCAUUCCUUCCAUACUCUCUUCUGUCCCCGCUGUUUUAAGUACGACUGCUUUCUACACCCUUUCCAUGCAAGUCCUAAUGUGUACAGGAGAAGGAGUCGAGAAAUAAAGAUUGAGACUGAGCCCUGUGGAAUUCAUUGCUUCUUGUUGCUGGAAGGAGCAAAAGAAUAUGCCAUGAUGAACAAUCCCAGGUCCAAAUGCUUGGGGAGGCGUCGCCGGAAAACCUCAGCCCAAGCUGCCUCUGGUUCAAGUACAUCAAACUCUGCUGUAAUGGAAACUAGAGAGGGCGACAGUGAUCGAGACACCGGCAAUGACUGUGCUUCUAGCUCUUCAGAAGCAAAUUCACGGUGCCAAACUCCUACCAAGCAGAGGCAGGGAAGCCUCAGUGGGGAGCUUCCAGACGUGUCUGAGUCCAGUGAGCCAGUGGAAUGGACUGGAGCAGAGGAAUCACUCUUUAGGGUUUUCCAUGGAACUUACUUCAACAACUUCUGUUCCAUUGCUCGUCUAAUGGGCACCAAGACAUGCAAGCAAGUUUUCCAGUUUGCUGUGACGGAUUCAUUGAUCUUAAAAGUACCAGCAAAGGAACUAAUGAGCACUGCACAGAAAAAGAAACGGAAGCACAGAUUAUGGGCAGCUCACUGCCGAAAGAUACAGUUAAAAAAAGAUAAUUCUGCAAAUCAAGUGUACAAUUACCAGCCUUGUGACCACCCGGAUCACCCAUGUGACAGCACAUGCCCCUGCAUCAUGACUCAGAACUUCUGUGAAAAGUUCUGCCAGUGCAACCCAGAUUGUCAGAACCGAUUCCCAGGAUGCCGUUGCAAAACCCAGUGUAACACCAAGCAGUGUCCAUGUUACCUUGCUGUACGAGAAUGUGAUCCAGAUCUGUGUCUGACAUGCGGCGCAUCGGAGCACUGGGAUUCUAAGGUGGUGUCCUGCAAAAACUGUAGCAUCCAGAGGGGACUGAAGAAGCAUUUGCUGUUAGCACCGUCAGAUGUUGCUGGGUGGGGGACCUUCAUUAAAGAGUCUGUCCAGAAGAAUGAAUUCAUCUCUGAGUAUUGUGGUGAGCUGAUCUCUCAAGACGAAGCAGAUCGAAGAGGAAAAGUUUAUGACAGAUAUAUGUCCAGUUUUCUUUUUAACCUCAACAAUGAUUUUGUUGUUGACGCUACACGUAAAGGAAACAAAAUCCGGUUUGCAAAUCACUCUGUUAAUCCAAAUUGUUAUGCAAAAGUGGUUAUGGUGAAUGGAGACCAUCGGAUUGGAAUCUUUGCUAAUAGAACAAUACAAGCAGGAGAAGAAUUGUUCUUUGAUUACAGAUACAGUCAAGCUGAUGCCCUGAAAUAUGUGGGCAUUGAACGAGAGACUGACAUCUUGUAAUGUUAUCAACACUUUAUUGUUUCCUGGACUUCGUCACUGCAACUUGUGAAGAUGCUGUUUGUUGUUGCCUCAUUCUAUUUUUUUCUUUGCAAUUCCCUUUGAAUGCAUUGGGGUUGGAUGCCAGAAAAAUUCCUGAUGAUGCCAGGCAUCAGUGAGCUCUUAUGUUUGCUUAACCAUUUGCUCUGCUGUACCAUUACCAGUGUGAAUCCCGCUUAAUGUAGCAGAGAGAAGAAAUGCAGCGAAGUAGAGAAUGAAUGA